UGAAACCCUUAUGUGAGGUCGGAUGCUCGUUCGGUUCCGCCAACUCACCGAGGCGGCUGGAAGUGCGAUCUCAGUCCCACCGAUGGUGUCCCCCGACGGUAGAACCCCGACGACGGGAAGUAAGCCGCUCGGGCUGAUGGCCAACGCGGCGAAGCGGAAACAAAGCUUCCUCCAGUUUUUCCUCAUGACCGGCAUCCUCAUGCUCAGCAUGAGGUCUUUGAGCCAGAAGUACCGAGUUAGAGACCUCUCCGACGAGAACGCGCUCCUUCGCGAGGAGCGCGACGCUUUUUCCCUACGAUCUUCCGCCGUCAAGGAAGCCCUCUUCCAGGAGGCCGCACUUGACCCCUCUGGCCUCCUCGCUGACCACCUCCGCAGCCUCUUCAACGAACAAUCCGACCAUUAAGGUCGCUCCCUUCGCCGAUCAGGUCCAUCUCUCCUGUCCUUCGUCGGACGAAGCUUUGCUUUGGAGUUCCUCUUCUUUCUUUGCUUUAUCCUCUUGGUUCUUUUUAGGGUUUACUGCUGAAGCGAAGUGGUUUCGUUUUUUUUUUUGUAUGAUCAGGCACAUUAGGCUUUGCUAUCCUUUGUGCUUGCCCUCAUCGAAAUUGAUAUUUCCCUUAGUUGUAUUACCUUCUGUUUGAACUUCCACCUAUCUAAUCAUGUAAUGCAUUUACAUAAAGGGAAAGGAAAUAUAUUUGGGCCGAAGGUGGUUAUCUAA
Molecule: messenger RNA, 715 nt
Organism: Zingiber officinale
Lineage: Eukaryota; Viridiplantae; Streptophyta; Magnoliopsida; Zingiberales; Zingiberaceae
Exons: 1
Coding region: 23-403 (126 amino acids)
Source: RefSeq, a predicted model, not a curated record